Messenger RNA from Truncatella angustata, 891 nucleotides. RefSeq lists its product as uncharacterized. The transcript has 3 exons. The record is from RefSeq and is a predicted model, not a curated record. The coding region runs from base 174 to 740 and encodes 188 amino acids. NCBI's taxonomy places the organism in Eukaryota, Fungi, Ascomycota, Sordariomycetes, Amphisphaeriales, Sporocadaceae.
CCCGUGUUGUGAGACUGGUCUUGUGUAUAUUAGACUGGCCUUGUCCAUGCCUUUUUCUCAAGCCAAGAUUGCCCUCCCGUUCUGCAAGCAACGUUGCCAUUUCGUCUCUUUCUCAUUAAUCCUUUCUAUAAUCUUCUAGUCCGUUAUCGUAAUAAACAGUCGUCUUUCCCAAGAUGCAGUACUCAUUCGUCUCUGCUGCGCUGGUCGCCUUCCUCGUCACAGCCAAUGCUGCACCAGCCUACCAUGUCGCUACCCGCGUGGGAACCGUGGCCACCGAGGCAAAAGAAGAUCUGGUGAAGCGAGCAAACCCUCUCGACUCUCUGUUAGGUGGUGCCACGGGUGGUGCCACGGGCGGCGCAGGCGGAGCCACCGGAGGACUCGAUUCGCUCCUCGGUGGCCUGACUGGAGGCGCCACGGCUGGAGCCGGCGCUGCAGGAGGUGCGACUGGGGGGCUCGAUAGCCUCCUCGGCGGCCUCGCCAAGAAGCAGGUGGAUGUCGGUUCGCUCCUCGGAGGUCUGACCGGAGGUGCCAAAGCCGGUGCCGGUGCCGGUGCCGCCGGUGGCGCAACUGGAGGCCUCGACCAGUUGCUUGGUGGUUUAACGGGAGGUGCUGCAGCAGGUGGCGCCGCAGGAGGUGCAACAGGAGGGCUUGACAGCCUCCUCGGCGGCCUUGCCAAGAAGCAGGUUGAUAACGAGGUCGACGAGGAGGAUGACGGUGAAGACGAGGAAGAUGACGAGUGAAUUGCUUUGACCAGGACGAGUUUAGAUCCUUGCAGGGCGCAUCGAUGCUUCUUAGUUUAUUUUAUUUUAUAUUAUUACUUCUGAAAAUGGUAUAGGGCCGGUCGUACACAAUUAACUCCCUUCGGGCCUUCGGGCCUUCGGGAGCCACACA